This is a messenger RNA of Magnolia sinica, 2710 nucleotides long. RefSeq names its product glucan endo-1,3-beta-glucosidase 5-like. Bases 1156 to 2634 code for a protein of 492 amino acids. The record is from RefSeq and is a predicted model, not a curated record. Gene Ontology annotation, molecular function: hydrolase activity, hydrolyzing O-glycosyl compounds. The transcript has 2 exons. Gene Ontology annotation, cellular component: plasma membrane. Gene Ontology annotation, biological process: carbohydrate metabolic process. Lineage: Eukaryota; Viridiplantae; Streptophyta; Magnoliopsida; Magnoliales; Magnoliaceae.
CAUGAAUGCUCCUGGUACGUCCAAACUUGCGGCUAGAAGGCAAAUUUUUUUUUUUUUUUCAUAUGGAGCAAAGGCAUUAUCGUGUCCAUCUUAUUGUAGCUUUUUGGUUGUUUGAUAUAUGGAGCGGUUCUGCAUAUGGGAUGUAAAGAUGUAUGGAUGGGGUCCAUGGUUCAACAAUCCCAGCCGUUGUUAUUAUGGAUCCAAUCUUGCGGAUGACCUUGUCAGUGCUCCCAUAUACUUUUCUUGAGUUGGCAGUUUCAUGGAUCCUCUGAUUCAUGCAUUCCCAGUUCUUAGGUCGAUACUUGAAGGAUUGCUUCGAUUCAUGGAGUCCAUUACUUUCUUGGAUGUUUGCUACGCCCACGAGCACCUGUACAUGUGUGAGGCCAUUCAACUCACCAAAUGGACCCCACAUGCACUAAAGUAAUGGAUGGUGGUAAAGGAAAACACAACACACCCCAUCUGUGUGGUGGGGCCCCAUUUUCACAUACGUGCCAUCCACACAGGUAGGCGAGCAUAGCUCUUCCUUAGCUGAGAAGCUAUGCAUCUUCACAAGAGCAUACUCCUUUCCUACAAAAGCAAGGAACACUAGGAAUGACAAAAUGUGUUCGCAACCUUUCUUCAUUGUAAGGUUUUGGUCAAAGCCUCGCCACAAGCUUACACUAUUCCUUGCUCAUCCAAACAUCUACAAUUGUACACUUACUUUGUGUAGAGUAAUCAGGACAGUUUAUGUGGUGGGCCACCAUGUAGAUGUGUCAUAUUCCAUUGAGAGAGCAGCUUGAAAUUUGAUAGUCGUCUUAGCAUGCAAAAAGAAAGGUGGAUGCAAUGUCAUGGUUAUAGAGUAGUCGAAUCAUUGAAAAUUUUGUCCUAUAUAGCCCAACCAGGUGGUAGAUGAGGAAAUCAACGGUCAUGAUCAAUACACGUGUUUGCCAUGGUCACAAAAAUAGCAUCUCUCUUUUUCUUACGUAUGAAGAAGCCCACAACACCGUUGAAAUGGGUUUCCUAUAAUGGAAUCUUAUUCUUUGUUGGCCUAUUUUGUAAUACCUUUCUCUUUGAACAUUUUCUGGAGCACUGAUUUAAACCCCCUCCCUGAUUUUAGGGAAAGUGGGGGAAAGGACAGGAUAAUAAAAAUAGCAAAUUUUUAAGGACUUUAGAGAAAUGGGCAUCCGUGGGCUAUUCUGGGCCUUUCUUCUCUAUGCAUGUUGCAUGGGGCCCACUACAGAGGGCCUUGGGUUCAACUGGGGAACGCGUUCUUCACAUCCAUUGCCAGGCGACAUUGUUGUAAGGCUACUGAAGGAUAAUGGAUUCCGAAAGGUGAAGCUCUUCGAAGCAGACCCUUUGGCACUCAAAGCUCUUGGGAAUUCGGGUAUUGAGGUGAUGCUCGGAAUACCGAAUGAGUUUCUAGCAACGCUGGCGAGCGGUGUUGGGGCUGCUGAAGAAUGGGUGAAGCAAAAUGUCUCUACAUACAUUUCCAAGUAUGGUGUUAAUAUAAGGUGUGUAGCGGUUGGGAACGAACCGUUCCUAACGACCUAUAAAGGAUUGUUCUUACAAAGCACCUUUCCCGCCCUCCAAAACAUUCAAGCUGCCCUCAUCAAAGCUGGCCUUGGAAGGCAAGUCCAGGUCACCGUCCCUCUCAAUGCUGACGUCUACCAGACAGAAUCUGGCCUCCCAUCCGGCGGCGACUUCCGCCCUGAAAUCCACACUCUCAUGACCUCCAUCAUCAAAUUCCUCAUCAAUAGCGGCGCCUCGCUUACAAUCAACAUCUACCCCUUCCUCAGCCUCUACGCUGACCCCCACUUCCCGAUAGACUACGCCUUCUUCUCUGGCACGCCGAACCCCAUCGUCGAUGGCCCCAUCUCCUACACCAACGUCUUCGAUGCCAAUUACGACACACUCAUCUGGGCCCUCGAGAAAAAUGGUUUCUCAUCAGUCUCUGUGAUCAUAGGUGAAGUUGGGUGGCCCACUGAUGGCGAUCGCAACGCUAACAUAGAGUACGCUCAGAAGUUCAAUCAAGGGCUCAUCGACCGCGUACUUCAGGGAAAAGGGACGCCAAAACGGCCUAGCCCGCCAGAAAUUUACAUCUUCGGGCUCAUCGACGAGGACAUUAAGAGCGUUGAUCCUGGGAAUUUUGAGCGGCAUUGGGGUGUUUUCUACUACGACGGGUCGAUUAAGUACUCGUUGGAUCUAGGCAGUGGCCGGAAACUAGUUGGAGCGAAGGGUGUUAAAUAUCUGGCCAGAGAGUGGUGUGUUAUGUCGCCGGGAGCAAGCGUCACAGACCCGAAUGUGCUCGGUGGCAUUAAUUUCGCUUGCACGUAUGCCGAUUGCACCAGCCUUGGUUAUGGGUCAUCUUGCAAUGGAUUAGAUGCAAUGGGCAAUGCAUCCUAUGCCUUCAAUGCUUACUACCAGACUCUAAAUCAGCAGAAGGGUAUGUGUUCAUUCUCCAACCUUUCGGUCACUACACGUAUAGACCCGUCGCAGAAGGGUUGCCGGUUCGGGAUCAUGAUCGACAUCGGCAAGCAUGAGAUUGCCCGAAGCCCUCCUUCCACUUCGGACGCGGCGGGCCACCAGAAUCUUAUGAUGGUUGGUUGGUUUGUGUUAAUAUGGAGCAUGGGUGUUGUCCAUCGAAUGUGUAGCUAGCUAUGAACAAUGAGUAUGGAACUGACCACUAACCAUGUAGAAAUGCACCUUAUUAUAGUUUGUAAUUGGUUCUUUC